Eruca vesicaria subsp. sativa (arugula) is the source of this 177-nucleotide messenger RNA. The record is from the annotation of a GenBank genome assembly. NCBI's taxonomy places the organism in Eukaryota, Viridiplantae, Streptophyta, Magnoliopsida, Brassicales, Brassicaceae.
AUGGAGAGAGCCAGAUGCUGGACUUGCUUAGCCUUUGAGCAGCAGUUCCAUUACAGGGUGUUCUUUGCGUAUAUGAGGUUGAGGGAGCAGGAGAUCAGGAACCUGAUGUGGAUAUCCGAAUGCGUUGCACAGAACCAGAAGUCGAGGAUCCACGACAGUGUCAUCUACAUGUUCUGA